UUCGGGCUUUCGGGACAAAAAUCUCAGGCAGAAUUUUAACACAAACCCAAAAAUAAUCCUUUAUAAAACAACUUUUGCAUUGUUUUAUGGGCAGUAAUGGAAACUAAGAAAAGAGCCAAAAAGCUGAUUAAAAAAAUGGGACAUAAAUUUGGCCCGGGACAUGGAGACUUCAAUGAAAUAAUAGAAAAAAUCCCAAUUGAGUAUUUGAAGAACCACAUACUUGAGAAUGUCAGCAAAUACAGGAAGCUUUUCAUUCGAUACUCAUCAGACUCGAGGAUCAGGGAUGUGCAGAAAGAACCACCAGUCAAGAAGAAGAAACAUUCAAAAAAGAAAGCAAUUGCUGAUAAAGCUGUGCAAAUUGGGCUCGCAGAACGAGAUGUUGAGACAGAGAAACAGAAGACGUCCAGGGAGGAGGUGGAGACAGGGUAUUGCUACAAUCUGUACAAGAGCGGAAAGAAAAAUGGAUUAGAUUCAACCCCAAGAAAAUUUUAUGGCCAUCUCCUUCCUAUUCUGUUGCAUAAAGACGAAGAUAUUUGGCGUCAAUUUGUUAAGGUACAGGGUGAGGCAAAGAGCCAGAAGUUUCACCAGCUCGCACAAUACACAGUCGGGGACCAAACUCUGCUCGAGAGUUUGAUGAGAAUAUUCCUUCAGCUCAUUUGUGAUGAUCCCAUCAGUACAGCAGAGUUGUCACACUUCAUGAAUUUGUUCGCAAUAAAGAAGAUGUUUCUGUCUGAGGAAUUGUCGGGCUGCCGGUAUGGCGACCUGAUGGCUGCCAUCGUGGCUGUCUACAUCGAUCAAGUUGCCAUAGAGUCAAGGAAUGUGAUCAAAGUUAAUAAAAUUGGAAAGAAGUUAGCAAAGUUAGUCUUUCUACUUCUUGCUGAAUCACCAAUGGUUAUAAGUGAUUGCCUGUUGCAAUGCGAAAAACUGACAGAAAAGGAUGCAGUCCUGGUGACCCCACUAUUCCGGAGGGCGUUUCAGAUUCUUAAGUCGCAAGCUAAACUGACACCGCCUAUGUAUGCCAGGGCAUUGUGCCUUAAUCAGGAAACCAAGAGGAUAUUCAAAAUGGAGGCAAAUGGAAACACCUUCCAAGCGGACUUCCGUUCCCUACCAAUACCCGAAACAUUCCAAACUUGGUUGAAUAAGAAUGGUAUCAAGGAGUAUUACAUUGAUACAAACCAGCCUGCUGCAUUCAUAGCAAGUCUUAUGGAGGCACUGGUAGGGAAGGAACUGUCAAAAGCACAAGACAAUGAUUCCUCCGAAGAGGAAGUGGACGUGGUGUCUAAAGUAAAGACAAACGAAGCUGAUCAGCUGUUCUUUAUUGACACUGGAGCUGAUACAGCUAGAAAGGAUAUCUUCCCCGACAUGCCCCAAGUGGUGGUGGAAGGAGUCGAGGGAGAGUCAGAUCAAGGUGAUGAUGAUGAUGAUGAGUGGAUUGCAUCUACUUCAGAUGAGGAUGGUGAUGAAGUGAAAGAAUCACACUGUAGCACAAUUGUAGCAGAGACUCUAAAAGCCAUCAGAGAGUUAACGGAAAAGAAACGAACGGCAGCAAACUACAAAGAAAUGCGUGCAACAAGUGCAGAUUUCUUUGAGGAUAGCGAUGUUGAAGUCCUGGAAGUGCGCUCUUUCACUAAAACGUGUAAGGGGCAAGAUUCUGAGAAAAAGAGACGGAAUCCUUUCAAUAGUGACAUUGAAAAAGUUGAAGAACCUACCGCUGAUAAGGAGAGAAGUCUAAAUAGUUGUAUUGAGUUGGAUGUAGUUGAAAAAAGUACUUCCAACAAGGGACAGAGUGGUAGUGAAAGGGAUUUUGGGAUUGAAGUUCCAGCUGAAGAUCUGCCCAAAAAAGGAGAACAUCUGCUGGAAAAGGAAGAGAAGGGGGAGAAGUUGAUCAAAUCUGGUUCAGAGUUGAAAAAAACUAGGUCAUCCAAACGUGGUAAAGGUAUUCUUAAUGCCAGGAAAUCCGAUGAUGAACACGGUUCAGUAAUAAUGAUGAAUCUGGUUGAUAUGUUUGCCCCAGAGGUAACUGGGGAGGAGGACAUCAGUUCUGUUCUGACCCAAGAUUUGAACAUUGUCUCAGACGUUGCUGUUCCUGAUGGCAGGUUAUUACCAAUUGAUACGGACCUUGAUGAGCUGAAUCCUGCUGUCAGUUCAAGGAAGUCUCCAUCAAAGGCUGCCAAGUCCAACUUCAGGAAUGGUAGUUCAAAGCAUUCUCAAGAUAAAGAUGAUGUGGCUCAACCUGCGACCAGCCCUAGCAAAUCUCACAAGAAAUUGAAAGCUGCUGCCGAAAUUGAUGACUGUCAAAUUGUAUCCAGCCCUAAGAAAAGGCGUCUUGAAGGACAGCCAAAGUUUGACUCUCCGAAGAAAGGUGUUGUUGUAAAAGCACCGACCCCAGAGAAGACCAAACAUUCAGAGAAGUUGCAGAAGAAGAGAGUUAAGGAGCUUUUAUCAACUCCUCGGAUGAGAACACGAAGCGAUGAUUGUCAUGGAGUUGCUGCUAGUCCUGUGUCUCCUCAUACGCCUCGUAGAAGAACAAGGAGUGAGAUGGUCCAUACGAGUCCAAGCAGCACUAAGUCGCCAUUGAAAGAGGUUGACCUUGGUUCAGAUUGCAAGGUCUCCAGAAACAAGUUGAAAUUCCAUCUGCCUACAUGUAUGGACAGUGGUAUCAUAAUUGAAGAAGUGGAUGAGCAGUUUCAGCCUCUAGAUGAUGAUGCCUCAAAGAGAGGAACUCAAUCAAAGAAGACUAGAAAUAAAGCUACCAGAGGGAACAAGGUGCCUGGGAGUCCAUACGAAUUCCAUGGCUCAUCAUCUGAAGUUGAAGGUCACGAUACUGUGAUAUGGAGUACAAUGUCCCUCUGCGGCACGCCCAAGUCGAUGACUAAGAUCAAGUCCAAAAAUAUUGUUCACGAAUCAGAAGAUGAGAUUUCAAAGACACCCAAAGUAACUCCUGCUAAAACUUCUUCCAAGGCUACCGGAUCGCCUAAGAAGCAUAAGAAAUCUAGAACACCAGCUGGGACAAGUGUACAAUCGAAGACAGCUUUCAUUGCAGAAACAAAGGCCAUCGAGAAUGAUGGAUCUGUUUAUUCAGAAACACCAACUGGUGUUCCUGAUUCAAGGGCAAAAACUCCAGCUGAAUCAAAAUCAUCCAAGAAAAAGAAAGCCAGGCAAUCAAUUGAUUCCUCAAAAGUUGCAAAAGAGACAAACAGUGGAGAGAAUGACAAAUCUGACAUUCCAUCAGCAUCUUCCCCAAAGGGUAAAUCGGUUCUUCCUGUCACUCCCAAGUCUGUUCGAGGAGCAGGUAAAGAACUUACAGAAACUGUUCCAUCUACCCCCAAGGGUAAAUCAGUUCCUCCUGGCACCCCCAAGUCUGUACGAGGAGCAGGUAAAGAACUUGCAGAAUCUGUUCCAUGUACCCCCAAGGGUAAAUCAAUUCCUCCGGACAGCCCCAAGUCUGUGCGACGAGCUGGUAAAAAACUUGCAGAAACUGUUCCAUCUACCCCCAAGGGUAAAUCUGUUCCUUCUGGCACCCCCAAGUCAGUACGAGGAGCAGGUAAAGAACUUGCAGAAUCUGUUCCAUGUACACCCAAGGGUAAAUCAAUUCCUCCUGGCACCCCCAAGUCUGUGCGACGAGCGGGUAAAGAACUUGCAGAAACUGUUCCAUCUACACCCAAGGGUAAAUCAGUUCCUCCUGGCACCCCCAAAUCUGUACGAGGAGCAGGUAAAGAACUUACAGAAACUGUUCCAUGUACCCCCAAGGGUAAAUCAGUUCCUCCGGACACCCCCAAGUCUGUGCGACGAGCUGGUAAAGAACUAGCAGUGCUGAAACAAUGUGCCAUGACAGACUUCUUUACUGCUUCGCCACUUUCGCCAGAAGAAACUCGCCGCAGGUACUCGUUGAGGCAUAAACCUGAGGAAGAUGAUGCCCAUAGCAGUAUCUUCAACAAGUCGGCCAAUCCAGUUUCUGAUGCUGAUAUAUUUGGCACACCCCAAGCUGCUGUGACCUACAGUGGGAAGAAACGCAGGGUUUCUGAGAUUCCUAGGGCCAGCUCUGAUUUCAACCAGCUUGCUUCUCCUGCUGCCAAGAGACGUUUGUCCAGUAUAAAAAAGAAUCCAGGAAUUCCUUCUAAACUUGGUUACGACUUAAGACACUAAAGAAGAGGCCGUGUGGCAACAAACAAGGAAUCUGUUUUGCGAAAUUGUUAAAGUGUAUCCAGCUAUUGUAGGUUUGCUGGAUUUUUCUGCAUCAACUGUCGAGACCUAGUUGGUCUUUCUAGUUCAUAGGGAAUGUAAUUUGCGGUAAACAUGUUGAUCAGAGCAGUUUUUUAUCCAAUUUUCUGUUGAACUACUUGUAAUAGCUUACAUUUGCAAAACCAUACAAUGGUGACCCAAAUAUUUUGAAAUAUGUCGCAAGAGUACAUGUACUAUCUCAUCUAUACUUUCAGUGGCUUUAUGUUCUGUUCACAUGUAUGAAAGUUAAUUGACAUGCGUUUCCAAAAAUAUAGUUGUGGAACAAAUCGGGAUUUACAGAUUCUUAUUUCAGUUCUGAUGAAACUCCGAUACCAACUCGGGAUGUUGAAAAUACUCCAGUACAACAUGUACUUGUAGACAACUUGUCACAAUUUUUGGUAAUUUUAACAGUAUUUUUGUAACCAAUGUGAUUUGAUGUCAUGGGGUGAUAUGAAUAAAGACUAGCAAAUGCUUUUAUUUCAGUUUUGAACAGAAAUGCCUAGUGUAAAUGUACAUGGAGUUUUAGAUAAAAGCAUUUGCUAGUCGUUAUUCAUAUCACCCAAUGUGCUGUGAUUGUUGUUGAUGAAACUGGUCAUCAUGUUUAAGAAAAACGUGACAUUUUUGUGGAAAGUUUUUUUUUUAGUCGUCAAAUUUGCAUUAGAAUAUGGAAGAAGUUACCAUCAUGACUCAUUGUAAUUUGCAUUUGAAUAAUGUCCUGAGUUUGUCCUUUUGCUUGAUUGUUUUAGUACGAGUAAUUUUGUGUCCAAUCAAACGAGUAAUCAUGAUUGGUUAUGUAAUUGUUAUGAUUUAUAUGGUAUUGUCUUUUUAUAGCCAAGCUGCUCACUUCACACCAGCUUCUUUUCUGCUGAAAUAGCCACGCCUCCCAAUUUAGCGAACCAAUCUGAAGUCGACAACUUUGCAUCUGCAUCCAUGCAUGGUGUUCAUAAGUUUAUUAAGUCUUAACAAUUUUGUGAACGAAACCAUGUUUCUUUUGGCCUGGUCUUCUGGAGAUCACCUGUUGAAGAAUUUUUGCUCAAUAAAGAAUAAAUAAGAAAUUA
Messenger RNA from Lineus longissimus, 5279 nucleotides. Its product is annotated as nucleolar protein dao-5-like. The record is from RefSeq and is a predicted model, not a curated record. NCBI's taxonomy places the organism in Eukaryota, Metazoa, Nemertea, Pilidiophora, Heteronemertea, Lineidae. The coding region runs from base 97 to 4146 and encodes 1349 amino acids. The transcript is spliced from 13 exons.